AUGUAUCUCCCAUUCCUCACCCUCCUAGUAACCCCAGGACUAGUCGCAGCAGCCAUCCAACCUCAAGCCUACGCCUCCUCAGCAGAUGGCAGAUACAAACUCUCCUCCUACAGCGCUCCGGUCCGGGGCACCGGCACCCCAGGCACCAACUCAACAUGGAAGCUCACCAUAGACGACACCCCCUCCGGCCGCAAACAAACCAUCAAAGGCUUCGGUGCCGCCGUCACCGACUCCACCGUGUCCGUCUUCGAUGCCCUUCCCUCCUCUCGGCGCACCGCGCUUCUCAACACCCUCAUGACCUCUGCGGGAGCCAACUUCACCAUGAUGCGCCACACCAUCGCCUCUUCCGACCUGUCCGCCAACCCAUCCUACUCGUACGACGAUUCCACCACCAACGGCGUCAACGACCUUUCUCUCCAAAACUUCAACCUCGGCGACCGCGGCUCCGCCAUGGCCUCUCUCCUCGCCGAGAUGCGCCGUCUCCAGCCAUCGCUAACCCUCAUCGGCUCCCCCUGGAGUCCACCAGGCUGGAUGAAGCUCAACCGCGUAAUCCAGGGGACCACAGUCAACAACAACCUCGAUCACGCCUACGCCUCCCAGUUCGCGCAGUACUUUGUCAAAUACCUGCAAGCGUACCAAGCCCGCGGAGCCAAGAUCGACGCCAUCACCAUCCAAAACGAGCCGUUGAACUCCCGCGCGCAAAUGCCGACCAUGUACAUCUACGCCGACGAGGCCGGCGAUCUGAUCCAGAAUAACAUCGGUCCUGCCUUGCGCAACGCGGGUUUAGAUACCAAGAUCUGGGCUUAUGAUCAUAACACCGACCAGCCGUCGUACCCUGCCACUGUCUUCUUGAGAGCGGGCGGGUACGUGCCGGCUGUGGCGUGGCAUUGCUACGCCAAUCCUCUGGAUUGGUCCGUUCUGACGACUUUUCAUAACGCUCAUCCGAAAGUGGAGCAGUACAUGACCGAGUGCUGGACUUCGGCAAGACAGCCGACGCCGUGGCAUUGGGUCGCGAGCUUCACCAUGGGACCGCUGCAGAACUGGGCGAGCGGAGUGACGGCGUGGGUGCUGGGGACGGAUACGAAUGAUGGGCCGCACUUGACGGGCAGUAAUGCGUGUGAUAAGUGCACGGGGCUGGUGACGGUCGAUACAGCGGCCGGGACGUAUAAUUUGAGGGGAGAUUAUUACAUGAUGACGCAGUUUUCGAAGUUUAUGAGGAAGGACGCGGCGGUGAUGGGUGGCACGGGUAGUUGGACGUAUGGUGAUGGGAGCGGGCUGGAGAGCGUGGCGGCUACGAACUCGGAUGAUGGGAGUAGGGCGGUGGUGAUUGAGAAUAAGUUUGGGAAUGGGGUUUAUGUGACGGUUGAGGCGAAGAGUGGGGAGCUUUGGAGCGGGCUGGUGUACAGAAACUCGGUGGUGACUUGGGUUCUGCCGGCUGUUGAGGCUUGA
This is a messenger RNA of Sordaria macrospora k-hell, 1449 nucleotides long. RefSeq lists its product as uncharacterized. Gene Ontology annotation, biological process: glucosylceramide catabolic process. NCBI's taxonomy places the organism in Eukaryota, Fungi, Ascomycota, Sordariomycetes, Sordariales, Sordariaceae. Gene Ontology annotation, molecular function: glucosylceramidase activity. The record is from RefSeq and is a predicted model, not a curated record.